AUGACCCUCAGGACAGACCUGCCCAACUGCAGGGCCUCAGGUCCUGAGAGCAGCGGUCUCUGCCUUGGGCUUUCUUGUCACCUCUGCUGCUUGCAGGAUGGGGUUUCAGGCAGCAGUGGGAGUUGUGACCCCCCGCCCAGGAGCUGGUGGGAAGGGUGGAGUCCCAAGCCUGCCCCCACUGCAUCCUGGGCCUGGGGAAACUUCCCUGAGGGCAGCAACAAGGCUGACGCCCACCUGCUGCCCCCUCCCCACAGCUGGGUGUUCCUGAUAAAGAAGGGUUACCAAGACACAGACACCUCCCUGCAGAGCAGCAUCAUCACCAAAGUCAAGGGUGUGACCUUCACCAACACCUCGGAGCUCGGGGAGCGGCUCUGGGAUGUUGCCGACUACGUCAUCCCACCCCAGGGAGAGAAUGUCUUCUUCAUUGUCACCAACCUGAUCGUGACCCCCAACCAGCGGCAGAGAACCUGUCCUGAGAGUGAAAGCAUCCCCGACGCCCUGUGCUAUAAUGACAGUGACUGCCCUCCUGGGGAGCCUGUUGUGGCUGGAAAUGGAGUGAGGACUGGCCGCUGCCUGCCGCUGGGGGACGCGCAGAGGGGCACCUGUGAGAUCUUCGCCUGGUGCCCGGUGGAGACAAAGUCCAGGCCAGCGAAGCCACUCCUGGGCCAGGCUGAAGACUUCACUGUUUACAUAAAGAACUUCAUUUGUUUCCCCAAAUUCCACUUCUCCAAGACCAAUGUGCUGGACACCAAAGACAGAUCUUACCUGAAGUCCUGUCGAUUUGGCCCCAAGAACCCCUACUGCCCCAUCUUCCGGCUGGGGUCCCUGGUCAGCUGGACGGGGAACAAAUUCCAGGAGAUGGCCCUGCAGGGCGGUGUGAUAGGAAUUCAGAUUGAAUGGGACUGUGAUCUUGAUAAAGCUCCCUCUGAAUGCAACCCUAACUAUCAUUUUAGCCGUCUGGACAACAAAUUUUCAGAAAACUCUAUCUCUUCCGGGUACAACUUCAGGUUUGCCAAAUACUACCGAGACAGAGAUGGGGUGGAGUUCCGAACUCUGAUGAAAGCCUAUGGGAUCCGCUUUGAUGUGAUGGUGAACGGCAAGGCGGGGAAGUUCAGCAUCAUCCCCACAAUCAUCAACGUGGGCUCUGGGGUGGCACUCAUGGGUGCUGGGGCUUUCUUCUGCGACCUGGUGCUCAUCUACCUCAUCAAAAAGAGCCACUUUUACCGCAACAAGAAGUACGAGGAUGCCAGGGACCUAGAGUUCCGUCCCGGGUCGGCGGAGUCCUCGCGGCAGGGCGGGGCCCCGGAGGCUGAGGACGCGGUGGGGCCGGGGCUGUCGGAGCUGCCCGAGGCGCAGGACGGAGGCUGCGGCCCGAAGGAGAACGGCUGCGUAUGCCGGCAGCUCCUCGAGCCCUCCAGGUCUGGCCCCCUGGGCAAUGGAAAGGUGAACAUGGAGCAGCUGCAGAACCUGCAGACAGUGGAGGCAUAGCCAGAGGUAUUGGCAGAGCGCAGAUUUGGUGAAGACCUUGGGGGCAGAACCGCCUGCAGCUCUGAACUGGGAAGAGUCGUCUUUGCGUCUGCAUGGGACAGGGGCUUCCAGGCACAGUCAUCUCCUGCACUUUGGGAUCUUGCUACAAGCUUUUUGCUGUUGCGUGUGGGGAGGGGAGCCUCCCAGUGGCCAGAGUGGCUCAGAUGGAGAAAAGGAGGCCCUGGAGAGGGAAGGGAGGCCGGCCAGGGGCCUAGAGUGUUUUCAUUUUUUCUGAGAACCUAGUUGGACAUUCAUGCAUUCUUACAUGCAGUAAACAUUUUUUGCUGUGUGCUGGGCCCAAUCCAAGAGAUGCUUAAGUGAGACGCUGACCUGGCCUUCAGGGAGGGGAGCACAUUGUAAUUCUCUCCAGAGCCAGCAGACGUCACUGCCAGGCUCAGCCACUCCGGCCUUCCUCCAGCCUCUAGCUGAGACUUUCACGAAUCCCUCUAGAGAAUGAGGGCUCCUCAGAGGAAGACCUUGGCCAACAUCCAAGGGGAUGUUUGCCUUUGCCCCCAGGGGUCAAAUUUAAAGGUGGCCAAGGAGGCAACCAGGAAAGGACUGGAGGGAUGAG
Molecule: messenger RNA, 2098 nt
Organism: Ceratotherium simum simum (southern white rhinoceros)
Lineage: Eukaryota; Metazoa; Chordata; Mammalia; Perissodactyla; Rhinocerotidae
Source: RefSeq, a predicted model, not a curated record